Toxoplasma gondii ME49 is the source of this 6452-nucleotide messenger RNA. RefSeq names its product AP2 domain transcription factor AP2XI-1 (gene AP2XI1). Gene Ontology annotation, biological process: regulation of DNA-templated transcription. The record is from RefSeq and is a predicted model, not a curated record. Gene Ontology annotation, molecular function: DNA-binding transcription factor activity. The transcript has a single exon. Bases 1780 to 4962 code for a protein of 1060 amino acids. Lineage: Eukaryota; Apicomplexa; Conoidasida; Eucoccidiorida; Sarcocystidae.
UGCGGCAGAACUGAGAGCCCGUAGGCUAAGAAGGCACCCGCUGGAUGGACUAAACCCCAUAAACCCGUUUCAGUGUUGUGGCGGAUACAACGGGGGCCACGCUACUUCUGUGUGUCGCUGCGCCAGAAGGCCGCCAUCCUGCGUGGGCGUAUUUGCAAUAUCAGCCUCAUCAAAUCUCAGCAAAAAUUCGUUGGUGUCGCAAGUACCCUCCCGACGUCGAGGAUCAAAUCGAAUCCCUGAGUUUCCUGUCCACAAAUCACGCUGCGGUUGCCGUGGAACAAGCCCCCCUCUUGGGCCGUUGAGUGUAGGAGAGUCCUUCCCCCACUCCUCUUUCAACUCCUAGUUUUUUGCUCGGUGCUUGUCCUUGCACUGGCUGCACACGUUCGGUUUUAAGCACAUGUGACCACCUACACCUUUCUUAUGCGGGAUCUCUGCACCCACAGCACAAAGUGAAGUCUGUCACAGCAGACGGCAGUAGGCCCUACCACAAGGCGUUAGGCGGUAGCGAAAGACAGCUCCGUCGAAGUGUUCGUUUUGGCGUUCACGACGGUACUUGCUAGCCGAGGGCAGCAGGAUUGGUUCACGAACAGCGACACCAACGCUCCCCUCACGCAGACGCCUUCUACACAAACGAAGAACAGCCCACAAGGCACCACACAAUUCCACUUUGAGAACACGCAGAACGCGUGUUGGCAGGUCAUGGCCACCCUCGUGUGCCAGCGCCCACACAGCCCCGGCGCCACAAGUUGACCCAAAAGAGUGGCACCCAGACGAGCGAGAGCCCUCGCGCCGCCAGUUGAUGAUUUGGGGCAACUGUGUGGGUAGAGUGCUCCCGAGUUUGGCCGGUUGGAUUCUUCUUUCUUCCGCAAAUGACUUUUCGGUUCAAAGCUGUUCCAGAUUGGCCAAACUUUCUGCCCUAUCCCACAGUAGGUAGCCCAGAGUUGCACACGCGAGCUGGAUCCGAGCGCUGUUCAUUUACGCGCCGUCGCAACUCGAUGCACGCCCGUCGCGGGCGCGGACGGUGAUAUUCGUUUUUCCCUUCUUAUUUGUCAAUGUACACACGCCAAAAACGUUGCAAAUGUGAUCGGGUCGCUUUUCUGAGCCUCGGCGCAAAGAGUAAGCUCGCGGCUUCCAGCCUUUAAGCGUGGCCAGGCGGCACCAACUGGUCCUGUCGGUCACGCGCUCCUUCCUCACAAGCGCACACGAGCAGGCGUGAGGCACGUGGUCCGUGGCGGUGUAUAGCGGCGUCUUUCGGGAAGCGAUACCACAUUAUUUCCUCGAACCCUAUUGCGUGCAAAUCAAUUGUUGACUCAGCUUGAGACAGUGUGACGGUGCGCCAAGAUGGCUCAUCUUCGACCCUUUUACAAGUUUGGAAAAAGUCUUCGUGCAGUCUGCUGCCACACAGCUUGCCCGUCUAUAUGUGCCAUACUUAGUAGGUUGAGCGACGAGUGUGUCCUUCUUGCGUGGAGACUUUGAGCCAUUCUUCUUGGUAUUUCAGAUCGAGACGCGACAUCUUGUCAGCCUUAUUUACCCUUACUCAGCAAAACGACUCCUUGCACUUUCGUCAAGCCACGGCUAACUGUCUGUGCUCUCUCGUGUAAGGCGGCUACCUCCGUCCACACAGCACCGCUGUCUGCCCGAGCCGGCACACUCCCGACCUUUCAAGAAUAUACCGCCCUACUUUUAAGGCAACUAUCUUUUAUCAACUUUAGAAGCGCUUUUCCCCCCCGGGUCUUGGAAGCUUAUCCCGAAGAAGAUCUCGGGCCAAAACGGCAAAAAAUGACGCAGGAAGAACCGCGGCUUACAGGGCAACUCCACACACCGAUCCGUGGACCCAUCCAACCGCCAGAAAUCGAGGAAAUGGAGAACGCUGUCACACCAAAAUGCGCAGAUGUGGCACCUGCCGCGGCAGCAAGUCACUCGUCUCACAGCUCUGCCAGUACCGUCGGGGACCUCAGCGAUGGCAGCAGCGACCCGGAUUCGCAGCCCUCGCGGGGGGAUGUUCGCGAUGAAGAGCUCGCAAAAGCUGCCGUCUUCGACGCACUGACUCCCAAGCAUUCGCCGGAACCGAGAGCAGUUGCAGCGGAAUUGCACACGGCCCCGGUAGUCGGACCAGACGAUACCUCCCGACCAAUUGCCUUGUUUCACCCUGACGGCCCUGAAGAGAACGCGUGGAAGGCCGAUGGCGAAACAGCAACGAUACACGGGGGAGAGGCAAGCCAGGAAGAAGGCGCCGAUUCUUCGUCUGAGGACUUGCGACAAGACCAACGAACGCAGGGGCGUCCUGUCGCUUCACCCCUACCCAGCUCCUUUGAGCAUGCGUCGUCUUUCCUGCGCCUUGUUUCUUCGGCCAUAGGGGCACCGCAAGCAGGCAGUUCGCUCUCGAGACUCGGCAUUCCGGUCCGGAGCGAAACAGCUUCCCAGCUGGCCGCCGGAUCUACAACUCUCGCCUCGUUCGCGCCGCCUGGAAAAACGAAGUUUGAUGCGGCCCGCUCAGACGAUGACCGGGAGUCUUCCUGGAUUUUCUCCUCUCCCACUUCCUCGGGUAGAAACGCGGGAGCUUCCCCCCUCCUAAGCUUGAGUGGACGCGCCCCGUUCCAACGGGGCCUCUCGUCCCACAGCGAGUCGCCCUACCCUGCUUUUUUGCCAAAGGCCGCAAGCGCGCGGUCGAGCACUUCGUGCGAGUCUCAGUUUCUGUCUGUUCCAAAUGCCGAGCGAGACUGUGUCCAGCACUCUCCGUCUGUUUCCCCGCCUCCGUCGACGGACCAUGCGACUGUGUUCGAGGGUGACGGCGGAGAUGCCUCAAAAACCCAACAGCUGACCCCUUCCAAGCCCUGCAAGCUUCCUGCCGAGUACGAGGCUGUCGCGCUCCUUUUGCGUGCUCGACAGGAAGCGAAAAACGAGGGCGACGAGUCCCCCCGCAACCGUUUCGCUGGAGAAGCUGACGCAAUGAUUGCCGCAUGGCUGAGAAAUCUAUCCAACGAAGAUUUUGACGUGCUGCUAAGGUACAUCCGGAGAGUGACUGGAGCUAAACGCUCGGAGUCGUCUGCCUUUGCACCUGCACGCACGGCCAGAGUCUCGGGGGCUUCGAGUUCACUCGGUGUACCGGCACAGGCCGUCUCUGCUAUUUCUCAAGCCUCACCUGAAUUCCGAGGUGUCACUCCCUCUCAGGGCUACCCGAGAAAACCUGAGAAAUCCCAGUCGCCUCCGUCGCACUUCCUGCUGUCUGGCUGUGAACCCAGCGACAACCCGAAGACCGACGUGGCGGGUCUGGAGCGACACCUGCGGACCGCGCUUCAGUGCGCCGGGGCUUCUAGCGGAACUCCUGAAAACUGUAUGUUGCCGGUGCUGGCCUCCGUCCGUGAAGAGAUUCGCGGCAUGCCCUCUGAGAAAGAGACCCGAGCACGUUUCGUGGAGGACUUGUACGAAGUCCGGAGGAACGCUUUUCACCGCCAAGAAGCCGCGCGGUAUGGAGGGUACGUUUCUUGUCUCGCGUGCGGGUGCACGGUGUGCGGGUGCUCGAAAUUCGGCGAAGGCCAGCCGUCGUGGAUCUCCACACUUUUGCUCACCGCUCCUUCCAGUUCGUGGACCUGCGCGAGGGCAAUGGAGCGGGAGUUCGACAGGAAAAAUGCCGAACGCGCAGCCGCUGCCGCGACAGCGAAGGCGGCACGUGGUGGUCGGUUCCCAAAGAAAGCCGAGAAAGGUCCCUGUCACGUCUACAACACACGCUGUUCCUCAGCUGCGUCCAUCGGGAACGUGACACCUUCAACUGCUACGGGGAACGGAAAAGGCACUAUGCUGUCGGAAGCGCCUGCCGAGGGUGCAACUGGUAAGACAGCUGGAUCGUGGGCAGGGUGGAAUGGCUGGGCUCGGCGGCCAGAAACCCCGAAAAAGCGACGCGUCAAAGAGUCGCUUGAGUCCGGAAUCCGAUUUGCGAAUGCUCUCAGUCAAGUUGAAGAAGAAAGCGAGGAUGAACCAAAUCCAUCGGCAAAGGACACAAGCGUGUACACUCUGCCGGCUCUUGAGUCUGGCAACGCUCCACGAGACGGCCGCGCCUCUGCAGCAAGUUCGAAAAGAAAACACACGUUUCUGGAACCUGCUGCUCUCCCGUGUUUCUCUGUCAAGCGAAUGAGACAUGCUGAGCUUCAAGGCGAGAUCCUGGAAGAAGGCGCUGGGAAAUUAGAUGGGUGUGAUUCAGGCAAAGAAAAGGGUAUUGCAUCGCGUACGCGGACCGCGAAAAAACCACUGCGUCUUUCGGUGUCUUCGAAACUGCCUUAUCUCCGAUCGGGCGCGGAGCAUUCCGGCCACGAACUGUUUAGGUCACGCGCAAAACCCGAUGGAGAACUUUCCUGCGAAGUGAACGCGGCGAGGCGAGGAAAGCGAUCAUGUUCUUCGGAGGUCCACAAUCAUGGGGGCCAGAGCACGCGCCCACGCACUUCCUCGGUUCGAGAUGGAAAAAUUCCGAGUUUAGGAGUCAGUGGAACAGACCUGGCGCAGCAGCCACCCGCAAAGGCUCUAGGCCAUCAAGAGAAGACUCCUCAUUCUGAAACGAUUGACUCGAACAAAGGAACGACGGCGAAGGAAAGCAAGCGUGUCUCAACCGCGAAAGCCGGCACUGCAAAGGGCGCCUUCCCCCAGAGGCGCCAAUUUCGAAUUCACCAUAUGAUUCCAGAGCCUGAAGUCAAGGAAGGGCUACUUUUCAACCCGACGCCUGCUCAUUUCAACAAGUACCCGAAGGCGCGAGGCGUGUGGUUCGACCCGCAUCGAAAUCUCGUCAGAACAUGCUGGAAAGAAAACGGAAAAGCCAAAACUGUCGGCUUCCCAGUCGCCAAGUUCGGUCUCGACGAAGCCCGGUUCUUGGCUGUUCAGCUCCACCAAUUCAAGUGCCCCGAGGACCCUGUCCCAAGUGAUCUGCAGGGGAAGCUGCCGGCGGUUCCACGUCAGGAGUUUGAGUGGUGCUAAAGGCGACAGUGGUGCAAAGUAAAUCCCAAAAAUACAUUUUAGCCCUCGUGAUCCAACAUAAUGUUGUGUAUAGCCAUAUAUAUGAAGAACCGUAGACGGACAUGAGGAGCGAUGGGAGUCAACUCCCCAUUCAGCCGGAUAGGAGCCGCGGCGAUGACUGCCUAGUCUGUUAGCCUGGUCUUGGGAAAAAAGUCAAAAAUACCAAACGGGUUGAAGUGGGCAAGACACUCGGUGUUUUCUCACGAGUUUAAGCCGUCACUUCCCAAGCAUAAUGGGCCUUCAAUUUUCUGCUCCGGGUUGCAAGGCGUUCCUAAGUACAGCGGGAACUGUUUGAAAGAGUUUCCAAAGGGCGAUGGUCGCAAUGUCUGCGCCGUGAAAAAAGGUGGCCGUGGAUAUAUGUAACCGAAUCUCUACGAGGAACACGACCAAACAUGCAACAUGGUUUCGGAUUUUUACUGAAGAGGUGGAAGUAGUACAGGUUCUUCUUUUCAGGACACCCUAUCCAGGGACAAGGCAGCCGGCCCCCAUUCGAAAAGUGACCUUUAUUCGGAUUUUCAGGAAUCGCGGUAAAGGUGGAUGAUUCUCAGACAUCUUUGUGACACGCCGAAGUGUCUGAAAAUCGACGACGAAACGAGUAAUCCAUUAUUUCUCCUUGGUUGCCAAGCCGUUUCCUGGGGAUAUGAAUCCAAGCUCGGUGUCUGUUGUUUCCGUAAUGCUGGUGUACAGGAAGGGUGAGGCCACUGGUAUCAUCCAGUGCCAAAGUUUUUCUCACCGUAGGCGUGGCGGGUUUCAAAACCACAGUUUUGAAAGCUAGCUCAACAUAGCUGUGUAUGCUUAUUUCAACCACUAUUUCUCCUGUUGUAUUUGAACGUGUUCGUGCGUUUGCGAACAAAUAGAGGAACACCUGCAGAAUCAUGCUCCGGCGUUUAAUGUAUAGAUGUGUGUUUCAAAGUGCAGAAAUGACUACGGGAUGUGGGACGGAUUCCAUGAUAACGGGCGUUCAUGCAUGCCCAUUUUGGCGUAGUGGGACACUCCUACCACAGUAAGGCAGUUGUUCAUUUGCCUGACUCCAUCUUGCCUUUUGGAGAUCGACUUGAAAAAGGAGCGAGAAAUAUUCAUGAAGAAAAACACGGAGAGAGGAGGAUACGUUCUUGAGAAAUGAACGCCCAAAAAGUCGAGUGAUCCCAGGGAGAAAAACACUUGAACAUGCUCUCAUGUUUUUCUUCGUGAGCACGCGGGUGGUGUCAAACGCUGUUUAAAGAGAAGAGAGGACUUUGCGUGCCGUGGAACCAGAUCUCUCUUGGAUUCGUCUCGUGGGGUGAAAAGAGGCCUUUUUCUAACUGAUCCGAUGUCAGGCAUCCUUUGGUGAAGUGUGUCCACAUGAGGGAGAGGGUCAAACCGACUUCUGACCUGGAUCGCCUCAGGGGUUGCACUUUCUCCCGUUAUCGACUCUGCCCACGUACAUGAACCAUCUGACGGAAACUGACGAC